CUGGUGGUAAAGUACUUAUACCAAGGGCUCAUUCUGUUGCAGCUGGCAGCAACCUCCCUCUCUGACACAGAAGCUUGUAGAUCGACUCGUCUAGGAGGUUUAUGAUUCAAAAACUAUGCCAAGUAUUCAACUAGCCAGGCCAUGACUACCUGCUUGGGUUUUUGUUUAUUGUUUGGGGUUUUGGUUUUGUGAGAAAGGGUUUCUCUGUGUAGCCAUGGUUGGUAGACAAGGUUGGCCUUGAACUCAGAGAUCCACCUGCCUCUGCCUCCAGAGUCUGGGAUUAAAGGCUGUGCCCACCACACUCAGCACAACAGCUUGUUUUCUAAGUUGGUGUGAGCCACUAUUUUCAUCCUAACAUGUCCAUUUCUAUUUCUUAGUUCGCCAUGAGCAAAAUAGCCUGCCAAAGCAUUUCCACUGACUUUCCAAAUGCUCUUGUGACUACAAGUAUCUCCAGUCAAGACCUAUUACACCUCAGAAAGCUUAAGCCACAAUCGCUACAGCUCAAUCUUUAGCCUGUUCUAGAAUGUCUGUGCUGUUUUAGGGUGCCCUAACGGUUGAUUACAAAAAUCUUUCUAAUAUCACUGAUACCCACAGUGCUAAAGUAAUAUGCCACCAAAAUAAAAACAACCCUCAAGCACCUUAUGGAAAUAUGAAUCUACUCCUAUUUCUAAAAAUAGAAGGAACCCAAUGUGAAGGAACACACCUGCAAUCUUAGCACUUGAGAGAGCUAGGACAGGAGGUUUAUAAUUCAAGGACAACUUUGGCUACACUAUGAAACCAUGUUAUAAAAAUUCCCCCAAAAUUCAGUGAUGGUAAGUACCGGGUAUUUGAUGUACCCUGUGCGGUUCCCCUAAGCCCUUCCUAGACCUCUUUGUGGCUCUGCGGCCUUUCCCACAUGGUUCUUCAGGCUAAUGCACUGUAGUUCUUCCUUGGAGUUCUAUGCCGGAAGGGCAUCUGAUUUUGAGAAGACAAACAUGGCAUCCAGUGGUCAGGGAGAAAGAAAAGGCCCUAAGCUUCAACUGACUGAAGAACAGAAACAGGAAAUCUGGGACGCUUUUGAUCUCUUUGAUGCUGAUGGAACUGGAACUACAGACAUUAAGGAACUAAAGGUUGCAAUGAGGGCCCUCGGUUUUGAACAUAAGAAAGAAGAAAUCAAGAAGAUGAUAAGUGAAAUUGAUAAGGAAGGGACAGGAAAAAUUAACUUUAGUGACUUCUUGAUAGUGACGACUCAGAAAAUGUCUGAGAAAGACACCAAAAAAGAAAUCCUGAAAGCCUGCAAGCUCUUCGAUGAUGAUAAAACUGGGAAAAUAUCGUUAGGUAAGAACCUGACUGAUAAGGAGCGCUAGGAAAUGACUGAUGAAGCUGAUGGAUGGAGAUGGCAAGAUCGAUGAGCAAGAGUUCCUGCGCAUCAUGAAGACCAGUCUCUAUUAAGAUCUAAAGGUGCUUCUUUUUCUACUGCAAGCACAUGUGAC
This is a messenger RNA of Alexandromys fortis (reed vole), 1472 nucleotides long. RefSeq names its product centrin-2-like. The transcript has a single exon. The record is from RefSeq and is a predicted model, not a curated record. NCBI's taxonomy places the organism in Eukaryota, Metazoa, Chordata, Mammalia, Rodentia, Cricetidae. Bases 912 to 1346 code for a protein of 144 amino acids. Gene Ontology annotation, biological process: centriole replication; nucleotide-excision repair; mitotic cell cycle. Gene Ontology annotation, molecular function: calcium ion binding. Gene Ontology annotation, cellular component: centrosome; centriole.